Molecule: messenger RNA, 778 nt
Organism: Musa acuminata AAA Group (dessert banana)
Lineage: Eukaryota; Viridiplantae; Streptophyta; Magnoliopsida; Zingiberales; Musaceae
Product: NADH dehydrogenase [ubiquinone] 1 alpha subcomplex subunit 8-B
Exons: 3
Coding region: 169-492 (107 amino acids)
Biological process (GO): mitochondrial electron transport, NADH to ubiquinone
Source: RefSeq, a predicted model, not a curated record
UUAAUUGGGCUUAAAGAGAAGUCCAAAAGGCUCGUUAGGCCUGUCAUCGAGUUCUUAGAGCCGAAUUGCUUCAUCUCCCCUCCGCCGCCGCCUUACCAAGGUCGAAGCAAUUGGGGUUCAGGGGAAGCGAAAGCUGCGGAGGAAGGGCGACAAGGCGAGAUCGGUGACAUGUCGAGCACCGUGGACGCAGCGGGGGAGCCGAUCCCGACGUCGGCCGUCCUCAUGGCGGCCGCCAAGCACAUCUCCCAGCGCUGCCGGGCGGAGAACGUGGCCUUCAUCAAGUGCAAGAAGAAGGACGCGAACCCGGAGAAGUGCCUCGAUAAGGGCCGCCAGGUCACUAGUUGCGUGCUAAACCUGCUGAAAGAACUCCACCAGAAGUGCCCUAAAGAGAUGGAUGCUUAUGCAGGCUGCAUGAAUUACUACACCAAUGAGUUCGAUUUGUGUAGGAAAGAGCAGGAAGCAUUCGAGAAGGCAAGCCUGUUGUCCAAGUAGUCCUGGGAGACUGCGUCCUAUGAUCUUCAAAUAAUUCAAGAGAAAACCAAUCUUUGGUUUCCUCCAUUUUCUUUUGCCACAGGAGGAACUGUCUUUGGCAUCAUAAUAAUCCUUCACUGGGAAUGAUACCUUUAGUUCUUUCGGUGCCAUCCAUGCUGGAUUUUGUUUCUUCAAUUACUUUCUAUUUGAACGGUGUUGCUUGAGAUAUUGAGGUGUUAGCUGGAAAAACAAACUCUCGUGACUGUGUUUCCUUGAUUGAUUCAUCAUGUAGCUCUAAGCUUUUUUA